Messenger RNA from Dibothriocephalus latus, 606 nucleotides. Lineage: Eukaryota; Metazoa; Platyhelminthes; Cestoda; Diphyllobothriidea; Diphyllobothriidae. The record is from the annotation of a GenBank genome assembly.
AUGAUCCGACGUGAAGACAUCAGAUCCACCCAAAGGGAUCGUGCAGAACCGUCUCUCUCGUUUCGUCCAGGCGAUCUUGUGCGAGCGCGAGUUAUCAACCUCGUUGGUCAUGUGGGCGGAGGCUAUCCUUCGACCUCACUUCCACAAACAGCUUCACCAGAUUUAGAAUCCAUAAUCGGAUCUGCCCGCGCUGUUGCUGCUGCUGUCACAUCAACCAUCGACUCUUCAUCUGCAUCCUCACCCACCUGUCUGUUAUCAACAGCUGAACCAGAACUUGGUGUUGUCCUGGGAAUUGGUAGGCCUCCCCUGAGCGGCACAUCAAGCAUAUUUGGCUCUACUGGGGGAUUACCGCUUGUGCCCAGUAGCUGGACGGAGAUGGUCUGCCCACGCUCCAUGGCCAAAUUUCCGCGUAAAGUUGCCAAGGUUGGCCAAUUAGUGGUAGAAAUCCCUGAACACGACUGCGAAAUAGCAUCUACUCACCCCUCCCGACGCCACUCUUUUAUCAAUGUCUUUGAACUGCGAUUUGGCCUGGAUCGGUCCUCGGCCAUUGGUCCAGAAAUGGCACUUGGGACCGAUGAGGCGCAAGUCGCGACGGAUCCCUCUUAA